Molecule: messenger RNA, 1495 nt
Organism: Rhipicephalus microplus (southern cattle tick)
Lineage: Eukaryota; Metazoa; Arthropoda; Arachnida; Ixodida; Ixodidae
Product: glucose dehydrogenase [FAD, quinone]-like
Molecular function (GO): oxidoreductase activity, acting on CH-OH group of donors; flavin adenine dinucleotide binding
Source: RefSeq, a predicted model, not a curated record
AUGUUCAUAUUAUGUCUGCUGUAUAAAACAAUCUUCCAAUUUCUUGUAGUUGGCGCAGGAUCCGCAGGAUGCGUUCUGGCCAACCGUCUCACAGCUGAUGGCACGAAAAAAGUGUUGCUUCUGGAAGCUGUGGACUGGAGGAUUAAUAGAUUCCCACGUGGCAAAGUAUUUGGUGGCUCGAGUUCAAUCAACCAUGUCAUCUACUCUCGAGGUAACCGCAAGGACUUUGAUAAUUGGGCGUCUUUGUAUGGCGCCGAGGGCUGGUCUUACAAAGACGUGCUUCCAGACUUCAUCAAGAUUGAAACAUCGUACCUAGGGAUCGACAAUGCCAUCAUCAGCUCGGUGCAGAUAACAGUUGACGUCCUUGCCGAGGCUCAGGCCACGCACGCUGCACAGCAGCAACUUCUCAAGGGCACGCCCUCACUACACCUAGAAAAAGUCCUCAUUCCAGGAAUGAUCGAGCGUGUCCAGCGACAGUUCAAGGCAGCCAUCAUGUGCCACCGAGACACGACCUGGCUUGAGGCCAUCUCAGCUGCCAUGCUCAGUCUUCGGGCCACCUUCAAGCUAGACACACCAGCAGAAUUCAUAUACGGGGAACCACUUCAUGUUCCAGGCUACCAUGGAGACAGUGGAGAAGUGCCAAUUACUUUUCCCAGUUCACACACAAAGGCCAGUGACCUGUUUUUGGAGGCUGGUCGGGAACUUGGUUACAGCAACGACGACUAUAAUGGGCCAAACCAGACAAGUUUUUCCCGCGUACAAAAUAACGUAAAGAAUGGAGAGCGCUGGAGCUCAAGUAAAGCCUUCAUCCCCAAUGACGUUCGCAGGAGGCGCAACUUGGACGUCGCACUUCACGCGCACGUGACGAAGGUUAUCUUCGAGGGAAUGACAGCUGCAGGCGUGGAGUACAGGCGAUACUUCAAAACACGUACUAUUCGAGCGAGAAAAGAAGUUAUACUUUGCGCUGGAGCGAUUGCUUCCCCACAGCUACUAAUGCUAUCCGGUAUCGGACCUCGGGAACAUCUGGAGUCCUUGGGGAUCAACGUCAUUGCUGAUCUUCCCGUAGGCGAGAAUCUGUACGACCACGUCACCGUGAACGGAAUCGCAGCAUCAUCAGCGGAAAACAUAGAACUUACCUACUAUUUACCAUCUACAUUGUCAAGGCCACUUAUUCAUGCAUACGGUGUUGAGUGCGUCGCGUUCUUGAGCACGCCAGAUGCUGAUCCGACGCACCCAAAUAUUCAGUUUCUUCUCGUGACACUCAACCCCACGACUGUCGAAGCAGGAUACCUAGCCGGUCUGAUAGGCGUAUCACAGAUAUAUGAAAACUACUACAAGCGAAAGCAUGGUGACAACGUAUUCAUGAUUGUGCCAGCACUUCUGCGCCCCAAAUCAUCAGGCUACAUUCGGCUGAGGAGCACCAAUCCCGAAGAGUAUCCUAGUAUUAACCCUAGAUUUUUUACCGAUACAUCAGACCUUGAAUCAUUAAUUGAAG